Molecule: messenger RNA, 951 nt
Organism: Dracunculus medinensis (Guinea worm)
Lineage: Eukaryota; Metazoa; Nematoda; Chromadorea; Rhabditida; Dracunculidae
Source: the annotation of a GenBank genome assembly
AUGGAAUCACUUCAAGAUGAAAGGAGCCAAGUACUGACUUUAAACGUCUGGGUUGAACAAACUUGGCGUGAUGAAAGGAUUUCUUGGGAUCCGCAGGACUAUGGUAAUAUCAGUAAAUUAACGGUUGGUACACAGCACCUCUGGAUUCCCGACAUUGUGCUUUAUAAUAAUGCUCGAGAUUUUUCACGUGGAUUCGUCAAUACAAAUGUUCACGUACUACAGUGGGCUCCACCAGUUAAAAUAUAUUCAAUAUGCGAGUUAGAUGUUACAUAUUUUCCCUUCGAUGAUCAAUUUUGUUCCUUAGAGUUUGGAUCGUGUAAGUUGGACGUGCAAAUCCUCGAAAGACAUGGCGAGAAAGCACCAUUCACAAAAGAUUCAUUUAUAGAGAAUGGCGAAUGGGAGAUUGUGGCUAACCGAACUCGAAAAGUUUUAAAGGGUCGACAUUCGCUUUUUCCAACAAUUAUCUUUGAACUUCAUCUUCGACGUAGAGUUUUAUACUUUCUCUACAAUAUUAUUGUCCCCUGUGUCAUGUUAUCCUUACUAACGAUGAUGCAAUUUAUAUUACCGUGUGAAAGCGGUGAGAAGAUAACUCUUGGAUUAACCGUUCUUCUCGCCUAUUCCGUUUUUACGAUUUAUUUGAUGGGUAUAAUGUUUAUAUCUGGGUUGAGUGUUUGUUUAUCGGUCAUUGUCUUGAAUAUUCGACAUGGUGCGGAACGCGGUUACAAACCACCAAAAUGGCUAAAAUUUAUCGCUUAUCGAAUUUUAAGCCGUUUAUUUUGCAACGCAACUAUUCUCUCAAAACGAAAGCUUAUUCAAAAAGAAAGUCCUCGUGAUCUCUUAAGUCGGAUAUUGUUGGAACACAUUGAAGCCGAGCAAAAUCAAGGAGAAUUAGUGCAACAAUGGCGCGAAAUGUACAACUGUUACACUCCUUUUGCUUGCACCACAGAAUAA